Molecule: messenger RNA, 835 nt
Organism: Formica exsecta
Lineage: Eukaryota; Metazoa; Arthropoda; Insecta; Hymenoptera; Formicidae
Product: chymotrypsin-2-like
Exons: 4
Coding region: 1-768 (255 amino acids)
Biological process (GO): proteolysis
Molecular function (GO): serine-type endopeptidase activity
Source: RefSeq, a predicted model, not a curated record
AUGCUCGCAAUGUUACGACUCACGUGGAUUCUGAUUUUCGUCGCCGUUAGCGGUAUCAAUGCUGAGGGAGCUCAAGAAAAUGAUGGCGAUGUUGAUAUCAGCAAGUAUCCGUAUCUCGCGUUGAUUAAAAGGGACGGUAGACCCGUCUGUUCCGGCGUGAUACUCGACAAGCAUCACAUCCUCACAUCAGAUCGAUGCGUGCCGCCGUUCGAACAUGUUUGGAACGUUAUGAACUCUAUAUACGUGACCUGCGGUACGAGCAGCCUCAAACCCAGCGGCAAAAGUAUCUUUGUAAAGGAAAUGUUCUCGCAAAAUCAUUUCAUUAAUCCGGUUGAGAAUCCCGUUACGAGCGGCCUUGGUGUGCUUAAGCUCAUAGAGCCACUCCAGUUCGGAGAAAACGUGCAGCCGAUUCAACUAUCCGAAACGGAAGUACCGCUCGACGCGAAACUACAAAUGGUUGGAUGGAUGGUGUCCGAUCGUCAAGGGAACAAGACGGCACAUCUCAAGAAAGUCACGUUAAAUACUAUAAAAUCUCAAGAAUGCCAGCCGUUCCACAAGAAGAACCUCAGUGAGUCUGAAUUCUGCACUCGGCCGGAACUCGAAGGCAAAUUUUGCAAGGGUUUUAGUGGCAGUCCUUUAAUUUACGAAGACAAACUCGUCGGUGUGGCUACUUACGGUAUUUCAUGCAAUAACAAUCCGGUUCCGGAUGUUCACGCCAGCAUAGACGAACAUAAUCGCGAAUAUCUGCGUGAGAUUCUAAAAGGGUAAAGGUUUUCCAUCGUUUUUACACCGUUAUUAAUUUUUAUUUUUAAUACGGAGUUUUGAAAAUGACUGA